GCGCGUCCAAGAGGGGAGGCCUGGUGUGGGGACGCUCAGGUGCUGGCGUGGGGCCCCCUCGAAGGCUGUGAAUCUUUUGGACCCCCGAAUGUAAAUGGGGGAUGGUAGGGGCCGCUCCGGGGGCGAGAGAUGUCUGGCUGGGGAAAGUUGACCCAAACCAGGUCCCGUACAGGAACGGAGACUCCCUAGGACCGUGAGAGCCAGCUUCGUAAUUCCCUUGCUCUUCAAACCUGAGAGUAGGGUGUUGCUCCGUUACCUUUCAUUCGUGUGCAGGAAAGAGUUAAGUAAAUGAAUAAAGAAGGUAUCAGCAAGUGAGAAAUGCCCCCCCCAAGACCGGAUGAGGUGACAGAAGAUGGGGGGAGGGCCCCUCGAAGUCGGAGAGUACCCAGAGAAGGAGAAGUCAGCAAAGGAGACGACACAGACAAGACCUCAGAGAUCAAAGGAGGAGGCCCCUUAAUAUCCUGGGAUAAUGGGACCCAUCUCCGUAAUCACUGUCAGUGCUUUUGGACUUGUGCUCAGAUGACAACGGCAACACGACAAGAAGUCCUUGGCCUCUACCGCAGCAUUUUCAGGCUUGCGAGGAAAUGGCAGGCGACAUCAGGGCAGAUGGAAGACACCAUCAAAGAAAAACAGUACAUACUAAAUGAAGCCAGAACGCUGUUCCGGAAAAACAAAAAUCUCACGGACACAGACCUAAUUAAACAGUGUAUAGAUGAAUGCACAGCCAGGAUUGAAAUUGGACUGCAUUACAAGAUUCCUUACCCCAGGCCAAUUCAUCUGCCUCCAAUGGGCCUUACCCCACUCCAAGGCCGGGGACUUCGAAGCCAAGAGAAACUGAGGAAACUUUCCAAACCAGUAUAUCUCAGAUCUCAUGAUGAAGUUUCCUAAUCUAGAGGAAAGUUUAUUUCUGCAAAUGAUGAGCCAACUAGUUCUUGAAUGUAAACCAGAUGGCAAAACACUUCUUGAUUAGGGGCAAAAAUUCAAAUGUCUUCUUAAAACCUCCACAAUUGAUUCUCACCCUGUGAUGUGCACUUAGAUAUCCCUAGAGUUUCUCAGUGUCUUUCUUCCUGAGUGGAUGGCAUUAUCCCUAGAGGUCAUGGACCUUACAUCCUCACUGCAGUCACCUUUGGAAACAAGACUGAGGCCUGUAGAAGGAAAGUGGAAGGGUGCAAGAGCUGUUCAUGGGAAUUCCAUUCACCACACACGCCAGCUGACGGAAAGAAAUUUGCCAGUCACUGGAAGUUACUGUGGCUACUAUAAAACUAUGUACCACUCUCAGAAUAUUCUUAGGCUUUUUUUUUUUCAAGUUAUAGAUUUGCUUAAAAGUGAGAUUUUUUUGUGUGUGCUUUUUUGUUGUCUUUUGACCCUUCCAGUUUCCAGAUAAACUUGUAUUAAAAAGUGCAUCAUUGGAUUGACCAUGGUUUUUCAUGGAAAUUUUAUGCGAUUUCUGCCUUAACUAAAUGCAUAUAUUCCUUAUCUUAAAGCCUGUGGUUACUUAGGAUGCACUUAUAGGAUCUGAAAAGCUCACCUUAAACUCAUACUGCAUUCAUUAUGAGUAUUUUACGUUAACAUAAUUGAAAAGUACAAGGUCCAAGCUGGCUUUCAAAUUAUGUCUAAACAGAAAUGGGACAAAUAGACUUGAAAAUAGAAGGGAUUUAUUCCACCCCUGCAAGGGUAGAGUCAGGCGAGAGUCCCUUGGUGAAUCAUUUGUACAUCAGUGUCAUUUCUUCUUAACCUCUGAAGAAGAUGGGCAUCAGAAAUAAAGAGAAAGCACUAUCAA
Molecule: messenger RNA, 1780 nt
Organism: Symphalangus syndactylus (siamang)
Lineage: Eukaryota; Metazoa; Chordata; Mammalia; Primates; Hylobatidae
Gene: LYRM1
Product: LYR motif containing 1
Cellular component (GO): mitochondrion
Source: RefSeq, a predicted model, not a curated record